CUAAGAAGCCACCAGGCAAAUGACGACAAGUGUAAGCUGAAGCAGAAACGCAAAGCCGAGGAGGAUAAGCGAAACGCAAAGCUCAGGCGAACCGACUGUGAUCCGCACAGUUUUCCCGGUUUGCUGGCAUCCAGGCUCCCUCGCCCGGAUCUUAGGAUACCGUUGACUGACGCUGCGUACGGGCUGCAUCCACGUCCUGACGUUGUUGUGCCAGUCCCAGAACCUACACGCCCAGAACCUACACGCCCAGAAUCCGUUUUGGUGGUUACAGAACCGGAAGAAGAGGUUUUCGACCUUAGAGCCGAGUUAUGCAUAUUGUCCAGGACUCACGGCUUUACCAAUGCUGCGAUUUCCUCGUUGAUACAGAUCUUCAGGCAUCCUGCUCUGCAGCAAGGUCAAUUGGAGGGAUGGAACAGUUACAGGGACCUCGAGAAAUUCGAACAGGACUGCGAGGUGGGAGAGGAGAACGAAUGGCAUGUGGCGGAGAUCGAGAUCGAUCACGAAGUUGGCUUCCUGACCUUCAAGCACCGAAGCAUCGUCAAGGUUCUGCUGGCCAUGUUCAAGACGAUGUCGGCCGUCAGUGGUUUCGCGAUUGAACCCGAGGAGUGGGUGGUCGAUGGCGAACGCCGAUACAGCACCCCGCAGAACACAGAUUGGAUGCUCAUGGCAUGGGAGCGUGUGAAGAAGCUGGGCAUAGUACUGGCGAUCAUUCUGUUCUCCGAUCAAACCAACUUGUCGUACAACGGUCGCCAGUCAGCACAUCCCUUUGUGAUGUCCAUGGGGAACAUCCCGGAGUGGGCAAGGUGGCUCGAGGGUGGCACGGAGCUGGUUGGCCUCCUGCCGAACAUCCCUCCAGAUCUGAAGCCGGAAGAGAAGACACGCGCCUUCCAGCAAGCUGCAGACAUUUUCAUCGAGCCGUUGAGGCGGCUCUCAAAACUGAAAGGGGGAGGCUUGGAGGUGGAAGACAGCGCUGGGGUGUGCUAUCGAGCUUUCCCGCUUCUCUACGCGUACGUUACAGAUCACCCUGAGUCUUGCAAAGUCACGUGCACAAUGGCAUGCAACUCCUUCCGGCCAUGCUCCAUAUGCCUUGCUGAAAAGCCGAGGCUUGCGGAGGUGGAAGACCCGAUUGUUUUGCGAACAGUGCGUGAUCAAGGGCGCUUGUACAAGCAGAUGGAGUCCGCCACCACCAAGAAGAAGCUGUCCGCAUUGAGGACCACCUACUCGACGCACUUUGUCAAGAGUCUUCUGUGGGACUGGGAGUUCGCAAAAACGAUUUGGGGGAACACGUAUCUCGCCGUCACACCUGACAUCAUGCAUAUUAUUGAGCAGGGUUUUUGGCUGCAUGCAAUGAAGUGUCUUGUGAAGAAGCUCACCCCGUCUGAACGGAAGAUCCUUUUAGAGCGAUACAAGUUGCUCAAGGCAAUCACACCGGCGUCCCUUUUGCGCCUGCCCCAAGCCUGGGUGUACUUCACAACCACAGCGAAUUUUUCAGCAUCUGAGCACCGUGCCAUGAUGCAGGUCUUGCCACUCAUCAUCGACCUUCCCGAAAGGGUUCACAUUCGUCGCGCCAUCGUCCGCAUCGCGGACUGGUACAAGGAGUUCAUCCGUGCAGAGUAUCACACUGAUGCAUCCCUCAUCCGCAUGGAGACAGCGACUGUCGUCAUGGUAAAGGCGCUCGUGAAGGCCUUCCCUAACCAGAAGUCCAAGUGGCACAUUGUGAAGAUCCAUCUCCUCGUUCACCUGCCUGCCACCAUCCGAGCGCGUGGCCUGCCACAGGAGUACUCAUCCAACACGUACGAGCACUCUCACAAGACAACUGUCAAGCGCCCCGCCCGUGGAACGAACUGGAAGAACGUCGGGGACCGCAUUGUCAAGAAGCAUGUGCAGCAUGCUGUGGUUCGCCAGCUGUCUCGCGAGGUUGGCGGUGACAAGACUUACGAGACCGCAAUGAAGGAGGCGUGCACCGUGGGCCGUAGGGUGCUGACCAAGACGCACAAGAGGAUGGUGGUGGGGGAUAGCACGGAUCCAAUGUGGAGGAGCUACGUCGCGGUCCUGGGGAAACCUGCGAUGGACCAAAUGGCGUCCCACCUCAAGCUGGCGGGCGUGAAGACCCAGGUCCUUCAGGUGCACACCGCACUUGCCAUCCCUCCACACGACAGGAUGGAAUGGACAGCCAAGGGCCAAUUUGUCAAAGCGAGCCCGUCACAGCGGAACUUCUCUGACGUGGCCAUAAACCCUGCGGGGAAGGGGGCCAACUGGUACGGCCGCUGUCUGGUUCUGUUCCACUACGACAAAGACGGGGCAACGAAGCAGGCUGCCUACAUUGAGUACUACACAGAGGACAGGCAGGUGUGCCACGUCACUGGAUGCCGACGGCUCCUGCCAACGAGGGGUGUCGACAACUAUGCGAUCAUGGAUGCAGAUUGCAUCCUGAGCCUUGUUCAUGUUGUCCCGUGCUGCAAGGAUCCUGAUGUGCGCUUGCUGAACAGAUUUGUGUGGUGAAUUGCCAAGUGGAAUAGUUCUAGUUGCUUGCAGCAAGCAACUUUAGGGCGACCUCAUGACAACAAACUUAUAUUAAAAUCAUGACUGCUAGAUUAUGCCUUCAAAUUGAUGCAUGAUGACAUUUCAC
Molecule: messenger RNA, 2629 nt
Organism: Closterium sp. NIES-67
Lineage: Eukaryota; Viridiplantae; Streptophyta; Zygnematophyceae; Desmidiales; Closteriaceae
Source: the annotation of a GenBank genome assembly